Messenger RNA from Rubroshorea leprosula, 1745 nucleotides. The record is from the annotation of a GenBank genome assembly. Lineage: Eukaryota; Viridiplantae; Streptophyta; Magnoliopsida; Malvales; Dipterocarpaceae.
AGAUUAAUUUUCUUCAUUCUCUCUGUUAUAAGCCUUAGUGUCACAUAAUUUCUUCUAUGUUUUAGUAUUAAUUUUUUUAGUGUACGAUGUUUGUCAGUUUGUGGGAUCUUCGUCUCAUGAUUUCAUGGCUGUCUAUAUUCUAAGCUCAAGUUGAUUUGUUUAUCACGUUAUGAUUGACUGGCAUUAAGAUCCAGACUUCAAUUAUUGUGAUAUUCUAUGAUUUAAUGCAAGCCCAACAAAGAAGAAACAUCUCCAAUUAACGAGGACCUGUUAGAGAAAGAAAGUGAGUUAGGGAAGAGAAGAAAUGGAACAGCCACUACUGCCACAGGAAAAGGAGAAGGCAUGGAGAUUAACAUGGAGCAACUUUCUGGAGGAAUUGAAGAGCGUGAGCUACAUGGCGGCUCCUAUGGUGGCGGUUUCAUUUUCAAUGUACGUUUUGCAAGUCAUAUCCAUGAUGAUGGUGGGACAUCUCGGUGAACUAUCCCUUUCUGGGGUUGCUGUUGCCACCUCCAUCACUAAUGUCACUGGCUUCAGUCUUCUUUUUGGAAUGAGCGGGGCAUUGGAAACUCUCUGUGGACAAGCAUAUGGAGCAAGGCAAUACCUGAAAGUUGGAACUUAUACAUAUUGCCAAGACCCUCAAAUCUCUAUGGUAGCAUGCAGAUAUGCAGUUUGGCUGAUACCUGCACUAUUUGCCAGCGCAAUUCUUCAGCCUCUAGUUCGCUACUUCUUGUCUCAGGGCUUAAUUGUUCCCUUGCUCUUGAGCUCUAGUACAACCGUAUUUCUCCAUUUACCUCUUUGUUGGGCUCUUGUAUAUAAAAUGGAACUGGGAAAUAUUGGGGCAGCACUAGCAACUGGACUUUCUUACUGGUUUAAUGUGAUGUUGCUUGGAUUUAUUAUGAAGUAUUCUGCAUCAUGUGAGAAAACUUGCAUCCUCGUCUUACAGGAAAUUUUCUCAUCCAUUAAGGAGUUCUUUAGCUUUGCUCUCCCUUCUGCUGUUAUGAUCUGCCUUGAGUGGUGGUCAUUUGAACUGCUAAUACUGCUUUCUGGCCUUUUACCAAACUCAAAAGUUGAAACGUCAGUUCUUUCCAUAUGCACAAGAGUUUCAAAUGAAUUAGGAGCUGGAAAUCCACAAGCAGCUAGAGUGGUUGUCAUUGCUACAGUGGGACUUACAGCCGUAGAAGCUAUCUCCGCAAGCAUAACUCUCUUCUGCUGCCGCUAUGUCUUUGGAUAUGCAUUUAGCAGUGAGAAGGAAAUUGUGAAUUACGUUACAGAAAUGGCUCCCUUGAUCUCCCUAUCUAUUAUAGCGGACAGUUUGCACAGUGCAUUUUCUGGUAUUGCCAGAGGAAGUGGGUGGCAGCACAUUGCAGCCUGUGUCAAUCUUGGUGCAUAUUACCUUGUUGGAAUUCCAGUAGCUAUCCUGUUGUGUUUUGGCAUGCAUUUUAGAGGGAAGGGCCUCUGGAUUGGUAUCGUGGCAGGGUCUACCGUACAAUCAACAUUGCUUGCAAUUGUUACUGCCUUCACAAAUUGGCAAAAACAGGCAGAUAAAGUGCGACACAGAAUAUUUAAAGAGACGUUUCCAGUUGAGAAAGAAUCGGCUUGAGGAAACCGAAGGCAAACAGAGGGAUAGCCUUUUAAUCUGAAUUUCUACAUGCUAUACUCUGAACUCUCUGUUUCCCUUUAUAAUUCAUUAGUUUGUAAUUUCGGAUUUCCCAUGAUUGGCACAUGCCAUUGCAUCAGUUUUAAAU